Messenger RNA from Coregonus sp. 'balchen', 8940 nucleotides. Lineage: Eukaryota; Metazoa; Chordata; Actinopteri; Salmoniformes; Salmonidae. The record is from the annotation of a GenBank genome assembly.
AUGAUAGAUACAGUACAGAGAGAGGAGAGAGGGAGUAAGGGAGGGAGGGAAGGACGGAGAGAGAGAGAGGGAGGGAGAGAGAGGGGGAGCGAGGUAAGGAGGGAGGGUGAGGGAAGGAGAGGAGAGGGAGGAGAUGAGAGCUGAGGGAGAUUAGGAGUACAAGGAGGGCGACUGGAGGGAGUUGAGGUCUGAGGAGGCGAGAGAGAGACCUGAGAGAGCAUCAUAGAGUCCUUCUUGAGAGAGAGAAGAGAGCCCCUAGAGAGAGAGCGAGAGAGAGAGAGAGAGAGAGAGAGAGAGAGAGAGAGAGAGAGAAGAAAGAGCCGCUAGAAGAGAGAGAGGGGACGAGCGGAGAGAGGAGAUGAGGAGAGAGAGAGAUGGGGAUAGGGAUGUAAAGAGGAGGAAGUGGUAAGAGGGAGGGAGAGGCGAUGUGGCCUUUUGCACACAUCCACCCUGGGCCCAACUGUAGCGGAGCUGUGAGGUUGGAGGUCCGAGCUCUCACUGAUAAAUCAGAAUCACCCUUCGCCAACAACAAUAUUGAUUGUCCUCCGCUGAAAUAGCUCAAAUCAAGAAAUAUUGGACACUGUCUUGGAACCAAGCGCUUGUUCUGAGCCAGGGCCUGUUCACUAGGGAGGAGGGGAGGGAGUGAUGGAAGAAGAGAGAGAAAGAGGCUGAGAGAGGGAAGGAGAAAUUACCAUUGAAUGGGACGGUCCUGGGCUGCGGGGCCAAUAUGAAGUCCCUCUCCAAACAAAGUCUCUCCAUUAAUAUGACUUAUAUCUGCAGUGAGCUCAAUGUGGGUGGGAUCGGAUAUCUAUCCGCCCAGCACCAGCUCCAGCCUCUCUCUCGCCAGCAUUUCUCCUCAUCACUGUUGUUCUUUGUUUAGUUUCAGCGUUGGGUGUAUCACUGAAAUUGAGGCCAAAUUUGUGGCUAAAUGUUGGGACUCAGUCAAAAAUGACAGAGUAUCUGAUCCAUGGACACACAUAUAUACACCAGUAGUCCUGAUCUCUACACCACGCCCAUUCACUCUCAUUCUCUUCUUGUCUUCAGACCAUUUCAUUACUCCCUCAACUCCCUCCACUAUCUCCCCUGCCUCUCCCCUUCUAUCACUUCCUCCCCCCUCCUCUCUCCCUCGCUCUCUGUGAUGGAAUGUGUGUUCCUUGUGGUUGCCUUCUCUUUCCCUCUCAGCGUGGGGACUUUGGGAUUGCGGCAGAGCCGCGUUGCCAUGGCAGCGGGCUAUGUUGCCGAACUGUGUACACCUGGGAUUUGGAGUCUCUCCCUCCUCUCCUCUCCCCAUCUUCAUCUCAGUCUCUCCAUCUCUCUCCUCUUCUCUGCUCUAGUGGAGGCUAUCAGCACCCCGUCUCUCUCUUUCCACGCUCUGAUCCCCCUCUACACCCUCACAUACUCCCCCCCACACACACACCGUUAAUGAGACACAUCCAUGAGAAAAUACACACACAAACCUCAUGCAAACACAUGCACACGUACAUACAAACACUCUGUCUCUGUCCUCCUUUCACUUUCUCUCUAGUUGCCUUUCUCUCUUCCCCCACUGUUCCCAUGUUGUUCAGAUGCAGCAUGGUGGGAUACCAUGGUCCCCAGAGUCCCCUGGCAUACAUCAUGGUCUCCUGUUCACUUUGAAACACAGCACCAGUUUUCACUGGACUGCAUUACAAAUUCUCAUUAUUUGAUUUAAAGUGUAGUAACAUUGACUCUAAUGCUAAAGUAAACAGCAGUGAUUAAUGCAAGGUCAGAUAUCACGCAGCAGCAUUGACCACACACACACGCACAUGCACACACAUACGCAGACACACACACACGUGUAGGCAUGUACAAACACUCAAUGUUCAUAACACAUCUCUGGCCAGAACAGCAAUCAGCAUCUUCUUGACUGAUUUGAAAUGAUGAAUGCCAAUAAAUAAGGCCAACAAAUAAUGAAUGCAUUGUUCUUCCGUGUUAUGUUUUCCUGUCUAUUGAGUUAUUGAUGUCCUAUUUUUCUUUUACCCCUGCAGAUUCUUCUUGAAGUUUUUCCUGAAGUGUAACCAAAAUUGUCUGAAGACAGCAGGGAACCCAAGGGACAUGAGGAGAUUUCAGGUAUGGAGAGUAGGAGAUAGAGAGAGGUGUUUGUGUGUAUGCAUGUAUACCUAUUUGUGUAUGUGUGUGUGCAUGUGAGAGAGGGAGAGAGAGAGAGAGAGAGAGAGAGAGAGAGAGAGAGAGAGAGAGGGAGGGUGGGUGGGUGCAUGCAUGAUGUUGAAAAUAACAAUUGAUGGUUAUCUAAAAUAUAUAUUUUUAAAACAUGAAUUUCUUUCCAAUCUACUUUCACAAAGAGGGUGUUUUGUUGUCCAGGAUCUGCCCAGGUAUAGUUGAGACCACAUUUCUCCAUACCAUAACCUCAAGCACUGGAAUAGAGGGGAAAGUUAAAGGUGAAAGUAAAAAAUCAAUAGAGAAACAAAGAGGGAGAGAUGGAAAGAGAAAGGAAAAGGAGGUAGUGGGGUGGGAGAGACAAGGGGGGAGGCAGGCAGGAAAUAGGCUGAGGUGUUUCAGGAAGUUGUCAAGAAUUGAGUGAUUGGCUCCAGAUGGGGAAGGUCAUGCUCCGUGACCCAGGAAGUGGUCACAGGGGACACUCCCGCUUCACUUCCUCUGCUGUCUUUCAGCACCGUAGCCCCUGUCUGGCAUUCUCUCUCUCUCUCUCUCUCUCUCUCUCUCUCUCUCUCUCUCUCUCUCUCUCUCUCUCUCUCUCUCUCUCUCUCUCUCUCUCGCUCUCGCUCUCGCUCGCUCUCUCUCUCUCGGGUCUCUCUUUCUCACAGCUCUCUCUCUCACUCUCUCAGCUCUGCCUCUCUCUCUCUCUCUCCCUGUUUUCCACCAUGUUUGUUUUAACUCCUGCACUGUGACACAUGCUGAGAAGUUAUGAGCGGGCGGCCGCUCCAAGGCCCUCACCUCCAGGUUAAAAGACGAUCGGAGCUGGACAGGAGCCCGUUGCUGCUGCUUGAUCGAUAAUUUACUGUUAUUUUCCUUCAGAUUCCUUACAUCUCCUAGUCAACCAUCUACAAGAACAUCUGCUUUCUCUCCCUUUCUCUCUCUUCCUUUCUAUGCGUCUGUGCUCCAGUCUCUGCAUAUGCAGCUCUGCAAUACUGAUAAAUCCUUAACACACCACUUUCUUAUGGCAAAGUCUAUUUCAAAAUAUCUAGAGAUGAAUGUCUUUCAGCAUUUCAUAGACCCUACGCAACCACCGCCACCCUGUCCUGCAUGUACACAUAUAGAUAUAUGGACACACUGAAACACAAAGACCCAAGGCAGACACACAAGAACACCCACAUAUUUUGAAUGCAUGUCCUCCAAGGUGAACAUAUGUACUUUGUGGAGAGGAAGGGACAAACACAUGCUGUUGGCCAGAAAUCAAAUUAGGGCCACCGUAUAUCACACUCUAACUCCCAGUAAAAAGAGGAGAUUCAGUCCAUAUGUCUGCUGUCAGUGAGGGAUUAGGCCUGAAACUCCAACCACAGCCUCAGGAGGGGAGAGGAGGGGAGGGAAAGGGAGGGACAGAGAGAGAGGCCACAGAGAGAAGGGCGGUGAUGUAAAAAUAUUAUAUAGUAGGGUUGUCACAUUACCCGUUGAGAAAUAUUCCUAUCAACUGGAUGUUGAAAUUGAUUGUAGCCAAGGGAUUUUUUGUUGUUGCAGGAAACCAAAUCUUACAAAAAGUGACCUAACAUCACUUUAGCUACCCUGAUACACCGUGCGUUGAUAUUUUCCACUUCCCCAUCCUCCCCUGUCUUUCAGGUGGUCCUGUCCAGCACUGUGAGUGUAGACGGACAUGUCUUAGCUGUGUCUGACAACAUGUUUGUCCACAACAACUCCAAACACGGCCGGAGAGCCCGUAGGCUGGAGCCGGGAGAGUCAGUGGAGAACGGCAUGGAAUACGGUAAGACACACACCACUACCUACCCUGAGGUACUGAUGCUUACUGUAGCUUACUCAUGUUAUCCACUUCACUGUGCUAAUGGCUAACCUCAAGGUCUAGGGCUGACCCCCUAAAACAGACACUAAAUACAUUGCCAGGAUGUGGAAUUAGUUAAAUUAAAAUGACAUUAUUGCUCUUCCUCUCCAGCCACCCCCUGUAUCAAAGCCAUCAGUCCCAGUGAGGGCUGGACCACGGGCGGGGCCAUGGUCAUUGUGAUCGGGGAGAACUUCUUUGAUGGACUGCAGGUGGUGUUCGGCAGCAUGCUGGUGUGGAGCGAGGUAGCUAUGUGGCUUUACUGUAACUGUCUCUUUAAAACAACUAAUUAAUGAUACUGUUACUGAUUGAAAACAUAAGGGACAAGGUAGCUAAAGCAUAUGGCUUGUCUCAUUAGCACAGUCAUUUGUUGGCUGCCUGCUACAUGUUGGCAUUAUGAGAGCAAAAUGUGUUAUUCUAUUAGAUACUGUAAACUAUCAAAUAGUCUCGUUUGUUGCUCAUUUUCUGUCUUGUCCCUGUUUCUCUCUCUUUCUCUUAGUUGAUCACGCCCCACGCCAUCCGUGUCCAGACGCCUCCUCGCCACAUCCCAGGGGUCGUGGAGGUCACGCUGUCCUAUAAAUCUAAACAGUUCUGCAAGGGGACACCUGGGCGCUUCAUCUACACAGGUAAACAGACACCUCCUAUUUACCUCACAGCCACACCUACCCUAUCCAGCAGCCAUUCACCAACAACAUAUCAAACAGCACCAUUACAUGGGAUGAGUCAUGACCUAGUGCUGAUGUAUCUGUGUAUGUGUUUAGCGCUGAAUGAGCCCACCAUAGACUAUGGUUUCCAGAGACUUCAAAAGGUCAUUCCUAGACACCCUGGUGACCCUGACAAACUGGCCAAGGUGAGUGAGAACACAUCACACUACACCACACCACACUACACCACACCACACUACACCACACCACACUACACCACACCAGACCACAGCACAGCACACAUGUUGACUUCUGUGAUCACACCUCUCCUUACAGACAGUACACACUAUGUAACAUAAGAGGCUAAUGCAUGUCUCUCUGUCUGUGUUUAGGAGAUGCUACUGAAGAGAGCAGCUGAUCUGGUAGAGGCCUUGUAUGGAAACCCACACAGUAAUCAGGUAACCAGCGAUUUUCAGCAGAGGUGGCACCAAGUCACUAUUAUUCGAGUCACAAGCAAGUCUUAAGUCGAGUCCCAAGUAGAACGGGUCAAGUCUUGAGUCAAGUCCAAGUCGUACAUUCUAAGAGCAAGUCAAGUCACAAGUGUUUUCAAGUAAAGUCUCAAGUCAAGUAAAACAUUCAUCUAAACAUGCAAUAAUCUUUGUCUAUUUAUUGAGGCUACCAUACAGCCCUUUUCAUUCUUUUGUCAACACAUUUUGAUUAUGUCAUUGUAAAAUAGGGACCUUGUAGCAGUCAUAAGGGAAAGGCAGGUUGAGGUGCUCAGAUUGUAGAUUCAUUUACAGGUCUUGGUGAUCCAAUGCUAAAGGGCCAUAUCAUACGAAAUAUACAAGUAGAUUUACCAAAUAUACAAGGCCCAAAAUAAAUAGCUUUUGUAUCAGGCUUAACCCGUCCUAUCUGAACAGACACAGGUAGCGGGACACUACUGCACAGCCUCCCCUUGAGAAACCAAAUCAACUCUGUCUAACAGGAGCUCAAACAGGUACAUAUAAGCACAGCCCCUCCCAGGACCAUACAAUUACCCAAUUGGCAAUUACAACCAAUAAACUGGUUCUACAAUUUAAAAGGCAAUUUCCACAUCCAUUGUUACAUUGGUACAUUCUUCUUAAUCAGACUUAAUGAUUCUUAAUGGUAUUUAAUCACCAUUCAUACAUAGAACAAUAAUUUCCUCUUAUUCAACGUACUGAAUCCAAAGCGUGGGGCGCAGGCCACAAAGCCUAUUUCUAUGCGCACUGAGGUGCGCAUUCUCCUAUUACGCACAACCAGAAUGACAGAGACAUAGGACACAGACACACGGAACUCCGACCUAACCCGAGAAAUAUGAACAAAGGAAAUCAUACAUUUAAUGAAAUAAACAGAACUUCUACCUCUUGAGUCUUGUGAACGUUCAUGUGUACAAUAAACAUCGCAACCAGGCUAAAUUAAAAUGUAUCAUAUGAAACAUGAAACAGAAAUGUCUAAGUGUUGCAAUAAACGGCAUGGUGAUGGAAUGAUGAAACGUUAGUAAUUAUUGUAGGAUUAGAUGGAAUAUACAUUUACCACAUAUGCAUUUAAACGUGUGAAAGCAACAUCAAACAUUUCAACAAGAGAACAAAGUGCUCUCCACUGGAGGGAGUUUGGAGAGCGCAAGUGGAGAGACUAUGGUGCAUCAUCGCCACAGUAAUAAUUACUUUUAACAACAAAUUCCAAAUGCAAGCAUAAGUCAAUUAUAAAUGUCAAGUAAUUUUUAAAUACCAAAAGACCAGCAGGCCUAUGCUAGUAGGCCUAAUUGUUGCUUAAUGCCCCAUUGCUGGUGAGCUUGCAAAGAAAACAGUUAAUAUUCUUGAUCACCAAAUUAUUUUUGGAGCUGCAUAUUUAUUUAUUAUGGCAAUCCUCUCUCCCUACAAUUUGACGUUUGCGCUGCACCCGAUCCUAUAGCUGUACAGCAAAUCAGCAAUCUGUUCACUAGCUCACCCGACCGGUGUUGAUUGACAGUUUUCUGGUCCAAUCAGAGGGCCAAGUGUGCGUUUCACUAGCCAAUCUGUUGCACGUUUUUUAAAGUUUUGCAAGGGCGAUGCUGCGGCUACUGUCUAUGGCUUCUCUGUGUCACAAAAUGAGUGACAAAACGUAAAAACACCUGGUCAGAUAAUAUAAAGUCAUCAGUCUCAAGUAAGAGGGUAGUCCCGAGUCAUGAGGCUCCAAUUCCAAGUCCAGUCUCAAGUCAUCAAAUUUGUGACUGGAGUCAGACUUGACUCCAAGUCAUGUGACUGGAGUUCACAACUCUGCUGUUCUUGUCUCUUUUACUAUUACUCUUAUCAAUAACUACUGUAAAUCUCUGAGGUCUGGCUAACAGUUUGUAUUGUCUGUCUCUUUAGGACAUGUUGCUGAAGCGUGCAGCGGACAUUGCUGAGGCCCUGUACAGUGUUCCCCGUCCCCACAGCCAGCUGCAGGCCAUGCCUAGUUCCCCAGCCCAUGGCAGUGUCAUGGGCCUGGGCUCAUACCCCUCCCAGCUGGGGGUCAGCAUCGGAGAGCCAGGACAAACCAGCCAGGGUGAGCAGUACUAGACUUAAUAUGUGAUUCAUAGUGAUAUUUUCUUCUAGUUGGUGCUAUGAUAUCCCCAGUGGGAAAAUCACUUGUCUUCCUGUCUUUUCCUUUCCUCUGUCUUUUUUGUUCUAACACUUUAUCGGUCUCUCUCUUUGUUUCUCUCUCUCUCUCGCUCCAGGUUAUAUUCGUAACUCCAGCAGUUUGUCCCCGCGGGGAUACCCCUCUGCCUCCACCCCUCAGCAGUCGGGCUAUGGGGGUGGUGGAGGCAUGAGUGGGGGCUAUGGGGCAGUGCCCAUGACUAGUCUGGGGGUGCCAGGGUCCCCUGGUUUCAGCAGUGCCUCCCCCACUGGUUCUCCCUAUGGUAGUGAGUGUGUCUCCUCUUACUCAAUCACUCUGUCCUGUGUUUUCUUCCUGUCCCUGCUACACUAAAACAUUGCCCACCAUUGACAAAGGUUGAUCAGUGCAUAUAUCCUUCUGUUAUAAAAUAACAACUGAUAUUCUCUUUCUCUCCUCCACAGUAAUGCCAUCUAGUCCCACCAUCCCAGGUUCCAGCUCCUCCUCCUCCCUCCUGCCGUUCUCCUCCUUCCCGUCCUCAGCCAAACAGAAGAGCGCCUUCGCUCCUGUCCUCCGGCCCCAGGGCUCCCCCUCUCCUGCCUGCCCCGCCUCAGGAGGCAACAGCUUCAGAGGUAGAACCAAUCUACAAUCUUAGAAACACCCCUUUCUUUGUAAAAAAACAUUUUCCUUUAUAAAAACAAAUCCAUACCCACAUACACAUAGGCUAGGCAAGCAUGAACAUACAGUAUGUCUGACUGUUAUUUUGGUUAUAAUGAUUAUUGCCAUUGUCAAAAAUAAGAUUUUAUCUAAAACAUAUUAGAUUAUUACUAUUCUCUUUCUCUAUAGCGAUGACCGGCCUGGUAGUUCCCCCGAUGUAGCAGCACUCCACCAACUCCCAUCCACCACCUACAAACCAGACGAGACCAGACCACUGCUCCAACACUGCUACCCCCCUGCAGGCACUGACAGGACAGGGAUGAUGAUGGAACACACACUGAUUUCUCAACCCCCCACAACUAUCCUCACUGAUGCCCUGCCACUAGUUGAGUCCAUGUUUCAUUCAUUUGGAUGAAAAGGAUGGGACAGAAAGAGUCCAAAGACCAGGCCAGUCACUCCAGAUGCAGACAGAAGACCUCUUCAUCUGCAGUAGCUGCAAAGACAUGAGACUUUCUUGGGCCACACCACAACACAGUGGAGCUCUAUGGGGUGCACUAUGGGUGUCUCUGCAUUUUGAAAGGAAAGCAGAAUUCAGCAUCAAGAUGUCUUCACGAGCUUCAAAAGCACUCACACCACCCAAUGCUACAGCCGUAUGCAGGAUUUGGUUCUUCCAACAACACCUACCCCAAACUGAUCAACCUCUUGGCUAGCGGAGGUGUGCUAGAAGAAUAUGUCUGUUGAUGAUUUGUUGUUAGAGCACUGAACUGAAUGGACAAUGGACAACUCUGAUACUAUGUGCUGAAACUCUAUGAACCAGGGUGAUAUUUGUCUCUAAGGACACUGUCAAAGGCAUGUGACGACUCCAAGGUUUUUGUAGUAGACUUUUUGAAGGUGAUUUACAUUCCAGAAUGAUAGACCCUUUAUUUUUUGUUAUGAUCUCCACGAUUUUACAAGGGCAAAUUCUUUGUCCUCCAGGGUUGGUAAUAAAAAAGUAAUUCAUAUAUUGAUUUAUUUAAGAAGAAAAAAACAAGCAAUUUAACUUAUUAUUACAGUUAGUUUAGG